GAGAAGGACAGGAGCUUAACCUUGGUGUAAGUUCAGUGAACAUUCCUUUCAUAAUGAGCAAAUGAGCUAAUCUAGGGGGAUGUAUGAAUGGCGGUAUAUUUAUGGGGUAAAUCAGCUAGAAUCAAUCCAUCGAUCUAUUGGGGGCUCCACUGCCACUGAGAUUGGAACGGAACAAUUUAUACAGCUCAAAGGCGAAAAGGAAGAUGCCAUUGAAAUAAUUUCAAUAUUGGAUUUGCCUUCUGUUUCCAUCCAUGUGCAUACAGUCAUCCAGCUUUGUGUUUGCCGAUCACCAACACCAACCCGCGGAUGGUCACCUGGUCCCCAUCGGAGCUACCCGCGCUAAAAGAUCAAGCUAAGAUACGCGAUGCUCUUCUUCUCCCCGAUCUCUUUUUCUGCCAAACUUUCUCCUGCUUUUCCUUGGUGUCGCUACCUGCCUUCACCAUGAAACCAUACAUCGGUAUCCCAGCGGUGAUAGUGCUUGUUCAUCGUGCCUGGUCGCGAAAGUCGCUGACCACUCCCGGCCUCAUUGCGGCUGCGCUGACAGCCAGCGCCCAUGCUCUUCAUCCGUGGUCCGCUCCUUUUGUCUUGUUAGGAGUAUUCUACUUUGGGGGCACCAAAGUUACCAAGGUUAAACACGAUGUUAAAGCUCGUUUGACGCUCUCCGCGACCGGCUCCGAGGGCGGCGAGGGUCAGCGUACCCACAUCCAAGUCCUGGCCAACUCUGUUGUCGCGACAGUGCUUGCUCUCCUACAUACAUAUGUUCUUGCAGGACAACCUGCAAGCGCAACACAGUGCUUUUCGAAUGGUCAUAAUGUGGCGGAUUUGUUGGUUGUGGGAAUAGUCGCGAACUAUGCCGCAGUCGCCGCUGAUACAUACUCCUCCGAGCUUGGUAUCCUAUCCAAGUCCAAACCCCGCCUGAUCACCUCCCCCACCUUCCGCGUCGUUCCUCCCGGUACCAAUGGCGGUGUAACUGGAACCGGACUCCUAGCAGGAGUGCUGGGUGCUUUUACAAUUGCUGUGUCGUCCGCUGCUAUCCUACCUUUCUGCGCCGAAGCCGAUACCCUGUCGAUGCUCAAGAGCCGGGCCCAGUGGAUCUUGGCCGUGACAAUGUGGGGAGGUUUGGGCAGUGUGCUGGAUAGUGUCUUGGGUGGAUUGCUGCAGGCUAGCGUGGUCGACAAGAGAACAGGAAAGGUUGUCGAAGGAGCUGGUGGUCAGAAGGUCCUUGUUCACCCCUCUUCUACUAAGCCCGGUGUCCCAGCUGAUACCACCGGUCUGAAGCCUGCUGGGUCAAGCUCGAGUGCGCAGGUACACGCCACCGAGGCAGUAGCUAACACCGCCACUCUGAAAGGAACCAGGGCUACUGGAACAUCGACGGGAACAUCCGCAGGAGAAACUGAAUCGGGACACGAAAGCCGGCGGGUAGAAAGUGGACGGGACCUCUUAGAUAACAACGCCGUCAAUCUUCUAAUGGCCUUUACGAUGAGUGUUGGGGCUAUGGGCGCUGCAAGCUGGGCUUGGGGUCUGAACAUUGCUGACUUGGCUUUGUGGUAGCUAUUGAAGGUUUGAGGCGUAUCUACGAUCGCAAUGCUAUGAAAUGAUUUUUAUGACUUUAACUGAGUUGAACUAUAUCAAAUAAUGGGUAUAUGUGAAAGGUAGGAAGGAAGAGAAGGAGAUAUGCAUGUGACACUCACUAGUCGGGCAGGUGCAGAAAACGGUAUGAAAG
This is a messenger RNA of Aspergillus neoniger CBS 115656, 1723 nucleotides long. RefSeq names its product DUF92 domain-containing protein. Bases 442 to 1551 code for a protein of 369 amino acids. The record is from RefSeq and is a predicted model, not a curated record. The transcript has 4 exons. Gene Ontology annotation, cellular component: membrane. Lineage: Eukaryota; Fungi; Ascomycota; Eurotiomycetes; Eurotiales; Aspergillaceae.